This is a messenger RNA of Drosophila busckii, 674 nucleotides long. RefSeq names its product guanine nucleotide-binding protein subunit gamma-1. The transcript is spliced from 2 exons. The record is from RefSeq and is a predicted model, not a curated record. NCBI's taxonomy places the organism in Eukaryota, Metazoa, Arthropoda, Insecta, Diptera, Drosophilidae. Gene Ontology annotation, cellular component: heterotrimeric G-protein complex. Gene Ontology annotation, biological process: G protein-coupled receptor signaling pathway. Bases 142 to 345 code for a protein of 67 amino acids. Gene Ontology annotation, molecular function: G-protein beta-subunit binding.
GUUAAAAUAUUGAUUUAUUGAAUAUAUUUAGAGCUCGUACUUGUGCCUUUCAAGAGCUUUUAAAGCUACUCUUUUGUUCGCAAACCGAAAAUUUAGUUGACAUUCAUCAUAGGUCUUGCCGAGACUGCUGUGCUGGAUAUAAUGGCUGCUAAUUUGCAACAGCAGCGUAGCGUAAAUGAGCAACUGCGUCGUGAAGUGGGAGUACAGCGCAUACAAGUGUCUGAGGCUUGCCAUGCAAUGAUGCAGUACAUGAUGGAUCAUGAGGCGGAUGAUUGUCUGCUGAGUGGAUUCAACACCCAAAAGGUUAAUCCAUUUCGCGAGAAAAACUCCUGCACCAUAAUAUAAGAGCCCUGUUUUCAAUGAACUAUAACUGCUCAAUGUUCCUAACAGUAUUCUCUCUUAAAAAAAACCUAAUGGACUAGCAAUCGAUAUGCAUAACCCUUUGAUGUUACUUGGUAAUCUGUGCUGACCUCAAUUAUGUGUCUAUAAACUAAACAAAACAUAUUGUAUACAGAUAUUACAACAAUAUGUGUACGUAUUUAUAUCAAACUAUGUAAACAAACUCAAACCGUCUUAACAUACAGAUGUAUUAUCCUAUACACAUACAUACAUAUGUAUAUCAUGUAUUUUGCUAAUUAUAUUUCUCUUUAUUGGAGAAUAGCUCAUUCGUGUAA